This is a messenger RNA of Drosophila guanche, 1661 nucleotides long. It is a transcript of the gene Polr3C, whose product is annotated as DNA-directed RNA polymerase III subunit RPC3. Gene Ontology annotation, molecular function: single-stranded DNA binding. Gene Ontology annotation, biological process: DNA-templated transcription. Bases 85 to 1653 code for a protein of 522 amino acids. Gene Ontology annotation, cellular component: RNA polymerase III complex. The record is from RefSeq and is a predicted model, not a curated record. NCBI's taxonomy places the organism in Eukaryota, Metazoa, Arthropoda, Insecta, Diptera, Drosophilidae. The transcript has 6 exons.
UUCAACGAGGUGGUUUUUUGUUUGUUAUUGUCCAGCCGCACGAAUCGAAUUUUAAAACAAUCAAAGGAAAUUACUAUAGCAAUUAUGUCUGCGGACUACGCUCACCUGUGCUCUGCGAUUGUGGAGCAGUGCUUCGGAAAAGUGUCGCAGGCGGUGUCGGACUGUUUGUUUUCGGCGACCACGCGGACCUUGUCGCAAAUCGCAAACGCCACAAAGUUUUCCCGCAAGGAGGUGGGACUAGCACUGUCGGUGCUAAUUAAGUUUCGUUUGGUGAGCUUCGAAGCAUCCAAGUUGAAUCCAUUUGUGCCAGAAUACUCUCUUAGGCGCCAAGAUAUUCUCUGCCUGCUGCGUUACCCGCGUUACAUACAUAUGGUGCAAACGAAGUAUGGAAACGUUGGUGCAUCCAUUGCAGAGGAGCUGGUCAACGCUGGCUCGGAUACCGCGAGCGCUAUAUUGAUCAAGUGUCUAUCAGAGGGAGACACAAAGUCGGAUGGUGCCGAGUCCUACCGCAACACAUUUCUUCAAAUGAUAACCGAUCAUUACAUUAUAAAGAGGCCGGAGCUAAUAUUGUCGGAAGAGCAGGAUGAGGUGAUGCCAAAGUUUGAGAGCAACGAGUGCGACUAUUUCCGGCAUCCCAACAUUGAUCUUCAGCUGAUAGAGAAGAUCCGCAGAGGCGAGGCCACAUUGGCAGAAGCCGGCGACAGUACCAUGAUUUGGAACAUCAACUAUGACCGCUUCCAUCAGGACUUUCGGGACUCCAUUAUGAUAGACUCCAUCGAACGCAAGCUGGGUGAAAAUGCUUCCGAGUGCUUUCGCUUCAUAUUGAAGAUAAUGUACAAGACAACGGAUCCUUGGCAGCGCAAACUUUCGAACCAAAUCACAUUUGUUGACAUAAAGCAGACAAUCGAGAAGAAAUCAAACAAUCUGGAUCUUAUGAAGCACUUGGAUCAGUACAUAAGUUUAUUAACUGACGACUCCCUUGGCUUCCUGCGCAGAGUGGGUGACAUGGGCGGCGGACUGUAUGUUGUGGAUAUGGAGCACGCAUUUCAAUCGCUUGCCUUUGCGUGCAUCGAGUCUGUGAUUACUGAGCGUUUUAGUUCGAAGGCGGCACGCAUAUUUCGAGUAAUACGUUUCAAGAAGUUUAUAGAGCAAGAGGAUCUACAAAAAGAGGCCAUGAUUCCAGCCAAGGAAGCCAAGUCGCUUGCCUACAAUUUGUUCCAGGAACAGUUUAUACACGUCAAGGCGAUCAAGAAAGCUGGUGGCGGUGGCAAUGGUCUGGCAAAGGCGUUUUAUCUUUUUCAGAUCAAGGAAAAAGAUUCUGUGAGAAUGUUACUGGACAUUUGCUACAAGUCGCUCUAUAACACCAUUGAGCGUUCAAACUUUGAGAAGAAUGAGCACAAGGGUCUUAUAGAAAAAUCACAAAGACUGGACAGCAUAGUGGAGACCAUGAAGGAACGCGGAGAAUCUGACGAAUACAUAGCUGAGAUUGUGGAAACAUUCACACCACCAGAAGUGGAGAUCCUUAAUAAGGUCAAACACCGUAUAAAGACCUUGUCGAAGGCUGAACUGACCAUGGACCAAACCAUCUUCCUGCUGCAAAUGUAUCAGCAUCAUUGUACAAUUUUACCAACGGGCAUUGGAAAAUAUAAAUAAUAAUCGAA